AUGGCAUCCGCAAUAUCCUUCAAGUCUUCAAAUUUGGGGUCCCAGAUGGGUGUGAACAACGGCUCGGUCACCAACCACUUCUACAUGCCUAGUAAUGAAGAAAGCCAAACAAAUACUAGGCCCUGUGACCAAUCUCAAGCUCACUAUGUUGUCCCAUUCUUAGAGAAUCGACACUUUACUGGCCGUGAAUCCACGCUGGAUGAGCUUAAGCAAAAGCUCUUUUCCCAAGCGCAUACCGAUAAAUUGGCCCUAUUCGGACUAGGUGGCAUUGGAAAAACCCAAAUUGCUCUUCAGCUUGCCCAAUGGGUGAAAGCAAAUAUACCAGACUGUUCUAUCUUUUGGGCUCCUGCCUUCAGUCUCGAGAGUUUCGAGCAGGCUUGUUGGCAAAUUGCGAAAGAGCUUCAAAUCCAUCAGAACCUAGAUGGUGAAAGUGCGAUGGAAUUAGUGCACCGGCAUUUAAGCUCUGAGAAAGCCGGAAAGUGGCUUUUUAUUGUCGAUAAUGCCGAUGACCUGGACUUGCUUUUCGAUGAGCUUAAUCAGUAUCUCCCUGCGAGCAAGAAAGGUGUAACUUUCCUUACCACUCGUUCCCGCGAGGUGGCGGUGUCUUUCGCAGAAAAAGAUAUUGUUGAGCUCCACAAGAUGACAACAAAGGAAGGGAUCACCUUUCUGGCUAAAAGUCUUGGAGAAGAUUUACUAAGUGACGAAAAACUCACGAUACAACUACUAGAGCAGCUAAACUUGCUACCUCUAGCUAUCGCACAGGCAGCUCACUAUAUUUGUCGGAAUAAUGGAACGAUCGCGCGGUAUCUCGAGCUUAUGCAUAUAACCGAAGAAGACCGGAUGCGUCUAGCGAGCAGGGACUUCCGCGAUAGCACUCGGUACCGCAAAAUGCCAAACGCGGUGACUGCUACAUGGCUUAUCUCAUUCAAUCACAUUAAGAGCUUCGAUCCCUCUGCUGCGGAUUUGUUGGAGUACAUAUCUUACCUUGAGCCAAAGGCAAUUCCGCGGUCUAUUCUCCCUAUCCUUAAUACAGAGGAAGAGAUGGACUUUGCAAUUGGUACGCUGUGUAGCUAUGGGUUUUUAACCAGAAGACAUAACAAGGACAUGUUUGAUAUCCACAGCCUCGUACAACUAUCAACACGAGUGUGGAUAACAGAGACACAUAGGACACAACAGGUCAUCACAACUGUGACACAACAUAUGGAUAAGUGUUUUCCAUCUGAUGAAUACAAAGAUCGCGAUAAAUGGAGGAUGUGCCUUCCUCAUGCCCUUGAAAUUCUUAGAAGAGAGGAAAGUCUAAACUUGACUGAGAGGUAUAGCUUACUUUCCAAGGUUGGAAAUUGCUUUCUAGAGGAUGGCCGAGCAAAAGAGGCUGUGGAUAUUUUUGAAGAUGUGUGUGUAUGGACUGGAAGCCACUUUGAUGAAGAACAUCUCUCUCGACUGACGUCUCAGCGGAAACUCGCACGAGCAUAUCAAUCCGAAGGGCAAGACAGGCAGGCAGUGGAGCUACUUGAGCGUGUGGUCAAAGUACAAGAUAGAACGCUUGAGGAAGAACAUCCUGAUCGACUCGAUUCUCAGAAUGAACUUGCAGCGGCCUAUCUGUUCGACGGACAGAUUAGGCAGGCAGUGGCGCUGCUUGAGCGCUUGGUCACACUACAAGAGAGAACGCUUGAGGAAGAACACCCUAGUCGACUCGUUUCUCAGCACACUCUUGUGGAGCUGCUUGAGCGUGUAGUCACAGUACAAGAGAGAACGCUUGAGGAAGAGCACCCUAGUCGACUCGCUUCUCAGCGAGAACUUGCAGCGGCCUAUCUAUUCGACGGACAGAUUAAGCAGGCAGUGGCGCUGCUUGAGCGCGUGGUCACACUACAAGAGAGAAUGCUUGAGGAAGAACACCCUAGUCGACUCGUUUCUCAGCACACUCUCGGUCGGGCAUAUCUAUUGGACGGGCAGAUUAAGCAGGCAGUGGAGCUGCUUGAGCGUGUGGUCAUAGUACAAGAGAGAAUGCGUGAUGAAGAACACCCCUAUCGACUGACGUCCCAGCACUCUCUCGCCGGGGUGUAUCAGGCCAAUGGGCAGAUCGAGCAGGCAAUACAGCUACUUGAGCAUGUGGUCGCGGUGCGAGAGAGAACUCUUGAUGAAGACAAUUUUGAGCGACUGGCAUCUCAGCACGACCUCGCAGUAGCAUAUCAUUCUCAUGGGCAGACCAAGCAGGCUGUGGAACUACUUGAGCAUGUGGUCCCGGUGCAAGAGAAAACGCGUGAUGAAGAACACCCCUCUCGACCCACGUCCCAGCACUCUCUCGCCGAGGUGUAUCAGGCCAAUGGGCAGAUCGAGCAGGCAAUACAGCUACUUGAGCAUGUGGUCGCGGUGCGAGAGAGAACGCUUGAUGAAGACAAUCCUGAUCGAUUGGCAUCCCAGAAAGCACUCCAACACGUGAAGCAAUUGAGAUAA
Molecule: messenger RNA, 2454 nt
Organism: Penicillium odoratum
Lineage: Eukaryota; Fungi; Ascomycota; Eurotiomycetes; Eurotiales; Aspergillaceae
Exons: 3
Coding region: 1-2454 (817 amino acids)
Molecular function (GO): protein binding; ADP binding
Source: RefSeq, a predicted model, not a curated record